Molecule: messenger RNA, 2109 nt
Organism: Bipolaris oryzae ATCC 44560
Lineage: Eukaryota; Fungi; Ascomycota; Dothideomycetes; Pleosporales; Pleosporaceae
Exons: 2
Coding region: 1-2109 (702 amino acids)
Source: RefSeq, a predicted model, not a curated record
AUGGCGCCAUCAACACCAUCCAGCUCGAGGAUGAGAAAGAGACGAGUGGGAAGUCCUGGCAUCGCGCCCGCAAUCCCAAACCUGCCACGCGAGACUACGAGACGAGAGACUGCCCUCAAUCACGAGCAGCAACAUUUCGAUCACCAAUCAAACACUGUUUUGGACUACGAUGAAGCGUACAAGCGCACCAGGAUAUGUCUUCUGGACCUACCAUCCGAGUUGAUUGACUUGAUAGCCUCCAAUCUUCGCACGGAAAAGUCCAUCUUCAACUUUGCGCUUGUAAAUAAGCGGCUCAGCGGUGUUGUGCAACAAACUAUGGCUCGGAGCCCAGUGCUUCGUCAGCCAAACAUCAGAGGUUUCCUUGAGAUGCUUGGACAUCACCCUGAACUCAUCCAGAAAGUCACAAGCGUCGACCUCGGUGAUUUCGAUUGCUCUCAUCACCAAGAUUGCCACUGCCGAGAUGUUCCCAACCUCGACGGUGAUGUCAAGGAGACGAUUGGUAGAAUCAUCACUGCCAACACUCAGGGCGAGGUGACCUGGAGCCACAUCCGGAAAACCAAGAACUUUUUGGGUCCAGUAUGGCGCGAGGACCAAGCCUUCUUCUUGAACACACUGGUAGCGUUGUGCUCGAACAUGAGAUCAAUAACGAUUGAGCUCCCGGGAGCCAGACGUUUCCAAGCUGGGCAGCCACCCAGGCCGAACCACUCAGCACCCCAUAUAUUUCCUUCGUUGAACCCAGAACUACUUCCAGUCACGCCAUUCGAAGGAAUUGCUCUCCAGAUACUGCGCCCCACACUACAAUCCCUCACCAUUGCUGAAGACACUAGAUGGAAGGGGCCGGCAACUCUCGAGACUCUCCAGUUUCGCGAUCUCCAAUGGCGAAAUAUGGGAAAACACACCAUCACAUUAGCUGGAUUUUCUAGCCUCAAGCGCCUAGAUGUUCCUAUGGAUGCUCUCGGUUGCCCACAAAACGUUGUCUUUUCGAACGAGAAUCGUCAUACUACACCCGAUAAGAAUGAUACGCCAACACGCAACCUCGUACUGAAAGACGGGAGAUUACAGACAUUGGAAGAGGCACGCUUAAAGGUUCUGCCUCCUACACUCACACACCUACAUUUACGAUCGUGCAAUAAAUUCACAUUUGCUUUCCUAAAAAUGAUCAAUGAGACAGCUACCGAAGACAUGCAGUUGAGAUACGUCGAACUAUUCUUCCCCAGCGAAUCCCACGAAGCCAUCAUUAACUGCGACGCCACAGACGAAGGCGGCUUCAGUUAUCUGGACCUACUAAUGGAACUUGAACGCAAAAAUAUUAAUGUCCAGUUCUUUUGCGGGGUGAAAGAAACGCGAGUCGAUAUGCGUCGCGAGUUGGAGGCUCUGAGCUUCUUAAUGCCUUACGAAGUUUGGAGAUACUCUAAUUUCCGCAGGCCAUUCUCAGAUCUGAACCCGUAUGCUAGCAGGAUACGCCAGUCAUCGAUGAUUGGCAGUCGCCUUUUCUUACGUCACGCGAACAACCAUCCGCGACUCUUCAACAGCGUGACAUUCGACCCUGAGUCAUGGGCGCAAAGCGCAUUCUUUCGGGGGACGAACCCAACUAGAAAGAGCAACUCAACACGCGACCAGAAGCCCAAAGCCGACGAGGAAAUGGAGAACAGCUCCCAUGUUAGAAACCGUGAAAAGCAGAAGAUAAGGCGACGGCUGCCUGAUUUGCUCAACCUGGAUAGCUUCCAUUUCAGCUUCAACAAAGUCCAGAGUCUUUCAUCUCUACUUGAAGAAGCUGUAUUUCAGGGUAUCGUAUUGCCCAUCUCAGCGGACAGCCGCGCACAGCCUAUUGAAGAUAGUGGAAGCUCGAAGAAGACCAGCAAUGUUGGAAAAGACGAUGCAAGCCGCACAAAGAGAGGUCGCAGGACAAGAUAUGCAGAACCAAAUAUCAGCGAGGUCAAAAUCUUGGAAAACAACAUGAUUGAGCUGGAGAUAGGAUCGAGUUGUAGGAUCCUCGCGCCGGACCUACCUACCUCCGAAACGUCCACGUUCAACACUGCGAGUUGGGUUACUGUUGACUGGAGAAGUUUCUUCAAACCGUCAGAAACAAGCUAUAGGAUGAUUGUCUAG